UUGAAUAAAACUCGCACUUCUACCUCCACUUCUUACUUACCCUUUUCCUCUCCCUCCCUUCCUCGCAUACCCUUUCGCAUCAUGCUUGCGAAUGUACUGUAGCUAGCCCGAAGGGGGCGCCCACUAGCUAGCCCCAUCGGAAUAUGGACCGCGCUCCCCCUCUGUGCUACGACUCGCCUGGCUGCACGAAUUGAUUCUCCUCGAUCCGUUCCAGUGUUCGAGAGACGCAGCGACUCAGAUUCUUCUGCACUUGGGUUGAUCUCUUCUUAGCAGUGCGUUGUCCUUUUCGAUGGAGCACACUGAGGUUUACUCUCGAAAGAACAGGGCGGGUGAGGAGGGGGGAGCUUGUGGAGCUGAGUCUGUGUGGACGGCAGUGAGGUUGUGAGAUGUCGAUUGCUAUGUGAGUGAGUGAGUGAGUGAGUGCGGGAGAGAGCGAGAGCGAGAGCGAGAGAAGUGGUGGGUGUGGUUGGUUUGUGAUGUCAGCUUGUUGCGUGGAGCUGAUGAAUAAGUUCCAAGCUGGAGUUUGUUGCGUCCAGCUACUGACGAUUGCAGGGCGAGGUGCGAGCUCGCUACGAGGAGAUUAGUAGGGUCGGAGUUUUAGUUUUGCAGUGCAGGAGUUGGGUGAUUGAGAAGAGAAUCAAGGGAACACCUUUUUUGUGGGUUCGACUUUGAUUUAGAUCAGAUUUUUAGUGACAUUGGUUGCCCCGCGUGAUUCGAAGGCCUUAUCGUACACUUUGAUUCGCCUGAAAAGCCGAUCAGUUGCGGAGUUUUUUUUUUUUUUUUUUUUUUUUUUUUUUUGAGGAGCUGAUUCUGCAUGAGGCAUAGACCUCAAACAUUUUAUGCUCUAGUGUGAGCCUUCUUGUUGUCAAACCAGGGUUUCGCGUGUUGUAGAGUUGCGGAUCGAGCUCUACAUAUCACUCAACGUAGAAACUCUCUCCAUUUCCAGUAUUGUCUGAUCUGUGCGCGAUCGAAGCCAACCGACUUUAACGAUGGAUUCCUUCACAGAUGAUCUCAGCAGCCCCCUUCCCAAGCAGAUGAUAUCUGAGACGAUAGAGAACUCAGUUGUACAGAGGUCGUCGAUUAUUAACGUUGAUUAUUUCACUGCCAAUACGCCAAGUGUGAAGGCGCGCAGCAUUGAGCUGAGACCUUGGGGUCGCAUAAUUUCGAAGCGAAUCCCAGCGGCAACCAUCGUUAGACAAGAACCCAAAAUCGUCUCAACUGAGGAUCCAUGGAGCCAGCUUAGCGACGACAUUCUGGAGUAUAUCCUCGCGAGACUGCCACUAUUCCCACUUAAGGCCGCUAGGAAGGUUUGCAAGCGGUGGGAAGCCAUUAUCAGCACCUCAGAGUUCGACAUUCUCCACAAGCAGCUUGGGGAGCAACAGCCAUGGCUUGUCUGCUAUAGAACUAAUCAUCUCGUCCGCAGCAAGUCUCAAGCUUAUGCCUAUGAUGAGGAAUCUCAUAAAUGGAUUACCCUUCCUCCUCUGCAAUUUCCUUCCCACAAUUAUGGUACUCUGGCAGGUGCUAAUGGACUUGUGUAUGCCAUUGCUGGCCCUAGCGAGAACAAGCUCAAGUACAAGCUGGCAUGCUCUACUUCCUCUCCCUCCUCGUUCCUGGAGACGUGGUACGAGACUCCGAGUAUGGGAUUCUCGCGGCAUGCGCCUGUGGUCAGUGUGGCCCUUGAGACUGGACCCACAGGGACCGCCCACAAGGUGGUGGUGGCUGGUGGUGUGCCGGAAUAUGAGCCUGAGCACAUGGCGGUGGAGGUCUUCGAUUCUGAAACUGGUGCUUGGGAAGCUUACGAUGACUUACCAGAUGAUUUCUCAGGGAGCAGCUCCAGGCUGUGGAUGUCGGGCGUUGUGUGUGACAACAAGCUCUACAUGUCAUUGAUCCACUCGUGGUCUGUUCAUGUCCUGGAUUUUAGUAGCAGGACUUGGAGCUUUGUGCAGUGGGAGCGUCCUCAUGGAUUGAUAAGCCACCAUAUCAUGGCGAUUGGGAGGACACUCGUGGUGGCCGGGUUAUGUGAAGAUGUCGAGCAGCCAGGAGAGAUUGUUGUCAAGGUCUGGAAACUUAACCACGACAAGCGUAGUUUGCUUCAGAUUGGGUCUCUGUCCGGGCAAGUGUUUGCUACUUUGGGGAGGAAUCUAGAAGUGCCAACCCUGAAUUUUCUGAUGAAUGAGAAUUUGCUAUACGUCUCCAAGGCGUAUAUAAAAGAUGGGGCCCUGGUUGUCGGCGAGAUUUCCCUUGAGGAGUGCAAGACUGAGUGGCGCGUGUUGCCUAGUGUGUCCAGCUUAGGGUAUAGAUUUGAUAGCAUGGUCACUUUCUGCACUUCUAUUAGUAUUAGUCCUCACAUUUCUGCAACUUCUGCAACCUGACUUGAGCUGCUGGCCUUUGAGGGUAACUUUAAUGCCAGCAUUCCUCUUUCAAUUGUGAAUAUGAAGACACUGUAUUAUAUGUAUGAGGAGCUGUGUCUUGGUA
Physcomitrium patens is the source of this 2475-nucleotide messenger RNA. Its product is annotated as F-box/kelch-repeat protein At1g23390. Gene Ontology annotation, molecular function: protein binding. NCBI's taxonomy places the organism in Eukaryota, Viridiplantae, Streptophyta, Bryopsida, Funariales, Funariaceae. The record is from RefSeq and is a predicted model, not a curated record.